Sodiomyces alkalinus F11 is the source of this 556-nucleotide messenger RNA. RefSeq lists its product as hypothetical. Lineage: Eukaryota; Fungi; Ascomycota; Sordariomycetes; Glomerellales; Plectosphaerellaceae. The coding region runs from base 102 to 434 and encodes 110 amino acids. The record is from RefSeq and is a predicted model, not a curated record. The transcript has a single exon.
GCGUUUCUUUUCUUCUUCUUUUUCACCCUUGCUGAUUCGACGCAUAUAUUACUUCCACCUGGGCGUCUGACCUUGAGAUCUACCCUUGUAGGUCAGAGGCCAUGAGUUGUGGAAGGAUCCACGUUGGUUCGACUCGAUUCUUUCUUGGACAUGGGAUUGUUUGUCUCCGUCGAGGAGAUGGUUUGUUUUCUUCGUCGUCUUCUUUUUUCUUAUUCUUACUUUCUCUUCGUUUUCUUCUGGGAUUUUUGCUUUCCCUGGUUCUCCCAUUUGCUCUGCGCCCCUUCGUCUCAACUGCCGAUACUCCACUGGGCAACAGAGCGAGAGAAGCUGGGGCCCGGAUAUACGGAGUAGACAUUCUCGAGUCCUCUCUGUUGGGCUGCUUCGUGAGACGCCAAACAGUGACAGUCCCUGGUGGCACCGUCACGCAGAGCUGAGAUUCUCAGGGGAAGACUAAGGAGCUUAUGCCUGGAAUGGGGAUCUGGUCAAUCGCAAAAUCGUCCGGCAGCGAAAACAUGGCGCUUUAAUCGGGCGUAAGUAUGGGGUUCUCUUUGUACAU